Molecule: messenger RNA, 503 nt
Organism: Saccoglossus kowalevskii
Lineage: Eukaryota; Metazoa; Hemichordata; Enteropneusta; Harrimaniidae
Product: histone H4
Cellular component (GO): nucleosome
Molecular function (GO): structural constituent of chromatin; DNA binding; protein heterodimerization activity
Source: RefSeq, a predicted model, not a curated record
AUGUCUGGUCGUGGUAAAGGAGGGAAAGGUCUAGGAAAAGGAGGCGCCAAGCGUCAUCGUAAAGUUCUUCGUGAUAAUAUCCAAGGUAUCACCAAGCCAGCUAUCCGUCGUCUUGCACGUCGUGGUGGUGUGAAGCGUAUCUCUGGUCUCAUUUAUGAAGAAACCCGUGGUGUGUUGAAGGUGUUCUUGGAGAACGUCAUCCGUGAUGCCGUCACCUACACCGAGCACGCCAAGAGAAAGACCGUCACCGCCAUGGAUGUCGUCUAUGCCUUGAAACGCCAGGGCCGUACUCUGUACGGUUUUGGUGGUUAGAUGGAUAUAAACUCAAACAAAACCAAACGGCCCUUUUCAGGGCCACCACAUCCUCCAAAAAGAGAACUACCGUUACCAUGUUUCAUUGUGUUGUGUGAGUGUGAGAGAAUCGUAUGAAACGUUUCAUGAACGAGACGUCACAAAUAUAUGUAAUGAAAAAACGACUUGUAUCGAUUAUUAAAAACUGUAAA